This is a messenger RNA of Cokeromyces recurvatus, 1212 nucleotides long. Its product is annotated as rab-GTPase-TBC domain-containing protein. Bases 169 to 1185 code for a protein of 338 amino acids. Gene Ontology annotation, biological process: activation of GTPase activity. NCBI's taxonomy places the organism in Eukaryota, Fungi, Mucoromycota, Mucoromycetes, Mucorales, Mucoraceae. Gene Ontology annotation, molecular function: GTPase activator activity. The record is from RefSeq and is a predicted model, not a curated record. The transcript is spliced from 5 exons.
GAAAUGUAAAUAAUUUAUUGAAAACAAUGAAAUGAGGCUUCCUCCUUUUAAACGCAUAUAUAUCAUCGCUGAGUUAUGGCUUUUUUUGUUUUGUUUUUUUUUGUUCUUUAAAUUAAAUGACGGAUUUCAUUCUUCUUAUUUCUUUAUUUCCUUUCUUCUUUUAAGAUUAUGUCUUUUAAUAAUAGAGAUUAUGACUCAAUUUGGUGCCUAGAAAAUAUUGAAAGCAUAUUAAGUCGUAAACAUCGAGAUCUUAAUUCUGCCGAAAAUAGUUUAUUACUCUUAAGAAAAACAUUAUUAACAAAUCCAUGUCCUCCGGAGUCGAGAGGAAAAGUAUGGAAGUUGUUACUUCGUAUCACCCAAAUAUCCGCAUCCAAAUAUAUUCAAUUAGUUGAGCGUGGUCCCAGUUCACUUGAUGAAAAAAUUAGACAUGAUACUUUCCGUACAAUGACAACUGAUACCAACUUUCUUGAGCAUGUAUCAGAAGAUAUGCUAAUAAGACUACUAAAUGCCUUUGUUUGGGAAAAUGCUAAUUGCAGUAAUUUAUCUUCUUCUCUGACCUACGUUCAAGGUAUGAAUGUUAUUGCCGCACCAUUUUUAAUGACUAUGCCAGAAAUGGAGGCCUAUUUUAGCUUUUCAACCUUUGUUUCAACUUGGUGUCCUUUGUACGUUCAUCCAAACAUGAAGGGAGUACAUUGCGGUCUGCGACUUUUAGAUCUUUGCUUACGUUCUUUGGAUCCUACUUUAUAUGGCUAUUUACGUGGAAAGAAUUUAUCUGCUAGCACUUACGCAUUUGCACCUGUUAUGACAUUUUCAGCAUGCACACCACCUUUAUCUGAGCUUUUGCAGUUAUGGGAUUAUAUGUUUGCUUAUGGGCUUCAUUUAAAUAUACUUUUUAUCAUAGCUCAAUUAGCUUUGAUAAGGACAGAAUUAUUAAAGAGCCCAAGUCCUGUUAAUCUUCUUCGUGUCUUGCCCCCUCUUCGAGCCAAAGAAAUCAUCAACCUAACUGUGUCAUUAUGUAAAAAUUUAUCAUCUGGUUUAUAUGAUAAAUUAGUACGCCAUGCUUAUGAUGAAUCUGUGGCAAAUGAUUUAGGUCUUAGACAUUGUUCUGCAAAUUGGUCAGACGAUCAAGAUGAUACAGAGGAUUUACCAGCUUAUAUGCGUGAUGCUGUAAGCAUGAGAAAAUAAAAAGUGACUCCUUUUUUUUAUCUUUUA